Anneissia japonica is the source of this 958-nucleotide messenger RNA. RefSeq lists its product as uncharacterized. The transcript has 3 exons. The coding region runs from base 181 to 576 and encodes 131 amino acids. Gene Ontology annotation, molecular function: ubiquitin-protein transferase activity. NCBI's taxonomy places the organism in Eukaryota, Metazoa, Echinodermata, Crinoidea, Comatulida, Comatulidae. The record is from RefSeq and is a predicted model, not a curated record.
CCUAGAGAGAGUUGGGACGCGGUGGGAUGCCCUAGUUUUCACACGUGAAGGUGGUUUCGAAGUUUGUCCUAGAAUAAUAAUGAGUGCUGAAAUAUGGCUCAGAAGCUGCAUAGCUGUAGUGAACUGUACGAAUAUAUGGAGACUCGAGGAAUUGAUGCAGAGAACAUUAAAAAAUGAGGGAUGAAAAGUAAAGUAAAGAAGCUAACAGUGGAUGAGUUCAAGUCAAUCUACCAGUACUGUUUUUCAGAAGAAGGGUCAAACAACAGAGCUAAGGAAGACAGUACCAUCUACAGUUUUGAGUUGUUUUUGCAAGAUUUGGAGGAAAAUGAAGCUGGUGGAUUGUUACUUAAAGAUAUACUUAUCUUUAUUACUGGGUGUGAAUACAUUCCACCACUAGGUUUUGUUCAGCCAAUCAGAAUUUUGUUUUACAGUUCCGAGGGAAAUACCAUGCGUCGCCCAUGGUCAUCUACCUGUGCACUAACAUUGAGCCUUCCCGGGGGUAUUGAUGAACCAUCCUAUUUCAAAAGCCUCAUGACAGAAUCACUGACAGAUUGCCACGGGUUUGGUAAUGUUUAAGUAAACAAGGAGUUAGAGUUAUCAUGUUGUUAUUUUGGUGUUGACCUGGUGUUACAGUUUUGAUUGGAGUUCAAAAAGUUGAAAUCGAAAGCAAUUACAUUAUUGUUAAUCACUGUAAGAUGAUAUUACUCAGUGAAAUUUUAAAUUAUGAACACAAAUUGUUGUUAUUGUUGGUGUUGACCAGAUGUUAGUUUUGAUUGGAAUUCAAAAAAUUGAAAUCAAAAGCAAUGACAGUAUUGUUAAUCACUGUAAGAUGAUUUCACUCAGUGAAACUUAAUUAUGAACUCAAAUUGUAAGUAUGUUAGUACAGUAUUUCAAUAUACAAUAGUUGAUAUUGAGAAAAAGUUUUGUUUACUAAUACUAACAUUAUAUACACUUUGGA